Sphaerulina musiva SO2202 is the source of this 234-nucleotide messenger RNA. RefSeq lists its product as uncharacterized. Lineage: Eukaryota; Fungi; Ascomycota; Dothideomycetes; Mycosphaerellales; Mycosphaerellaceae. The transcript is spliced from 4 exons. Bases 1 to 234 code for a protein of 77 amino acids. Gene Ontology annotation, biological process: mitochondrial respiratory chain complex IV assembly. The record is from RefSeq and is a predicted model, not a curated record. Gene Ontology annotation, cellular component: mitochondrial intermembrane space.
AUGUCGAAUACAGAAAAGCAGCAGGCUGGACGAGGCGAUGUCGAGGAUGAUGAUGAGCCUGAUGAGUGGGACAAGAGGAUUUUCAGCACGGGCUGCGCAGACGAGAACACGACACUCAAUGAUUGUUUCCGCGAGAAGAAGGACUGGAGGGCGUGCAAAGAUGAGAUGGAGGCGUUCAAGCAAUGCUGGAAGAGGGCGGGCAAUGAGAACAGGACGGCGCAGAAAGACGCGUGA